AGGUCCCUACUCCCUUCUCAUCAUGGGCUUCUUCGACGCGGAUCUCAGCUACCCCACCGUGCGCACGGAGCGCAUGCGCCACAAGCGCCGUCGCCUGGUGCAGGGCCCCAACUCCUACUUCAUGGACGUGAGCUGCCCGCGCUGCAAGUGUGUGACGGUCGUGUACAGCCACGCCACGACUUCGGUGGAGUGCAGCAAGUGCUCCAAGAAGCUGUGCCGCCCGACCGGCGGUAAGGCGAUGCUCGUCGAGGGUUGCGGCUUCCGUCGCAAGCCGGAUCACUAA
Leptomonas pyrrhocoris is the source of this 283-nucleotide messenger RNA. RefSeq names its product putative mitochondrial 40S ribosomal protein S27-1. NCBI's taxonomy places the organism in Eukaryota, Euglenozoa, Kinetoplastea, Trypanosomatida, Trypanosomatidae. Gene Ontology annotation, cellular component: ribosome; cytosolic small ribosomal subunit. The coding region runs from base 23 to 283 and encodes 86 amino acids. Gene Ontology annotation, biological process: translation; ribosomal small subunit assembly. The transcript has a single exon. Gene Ontology annotation, molecular function: RNA binding; structural constituent of ribosome. The record is from RefSeq and is a predicted model, not a curated record.